Messenger RNA from Hydractinia symbiolongicarpus, 5029 nucleotides. RefSeq lists its product as uncharacterized. The coding region runs from base 1457 to 1984 and encodes 175 amino acids. The record is from RefSeq and is a predicted model, not a curated record. The transcript has 3 exons. NCBI's taxonomy places the organism in Eukaryota, Metazoa, Cnidaria, Hydrozoa, Anthoathecata, Hydractiniidae. Gene Ontology annotation, molecular function: nucleic acid binding.
GAAAUAUGUUAUUGUGUGCAGGAAAUUCCAUAAGAUGCGUGUCGCCGAAGGUAAAAAAAAGGAGAAAAUAAAUGGCUUGUUCCGUAUUAUAAUGAAUUGAAUAGGAAUUUUUUAAUGUGAGCAGUGUUGCAUAAUCCUUAUUUUCCUUGUUAUGCAGAUGUUGUACGGAUCAUAGAGAGAAGGUUAGACGACAUUGACAGAUUUGUGAGUUCUGACCUAUCAAUAACGGAACUAAGACGAGUGCAACGGCUUCUGGAAAAGGUACAGAGAAAUUUUGAAAGGAUACGAGAUUCUAUUAAUGACAGUUUUAAACGUUACACGAUAUCCGACAGAAUAGACAGGUUGGUUCAAACUAUGUCAGGAGACUUGCAAACAACCAACUCCCCUUCCGUCACUAUGACCAAUAGCGGCACUCAACCAAGAAGCAGAACUGGUAGAAGAGGUGCACCUGAAGUCGCCAUCGACAAACAAAACUUAGAGCACCUACUUUCUAGGGAUUCAGUGUACGGCAAAUUGCUUCUCAUGGACGUCUUGGUGAAAAAGUACACAACCUAUAUGUUUAUGAAAAAAACAAUAUGGACAGUCAAAAAAACCGUUUUAGCGAAGUGCUCCUGACUCCGUACUCAAAGAAAAAAUCAUUGAACUGAACAAACUUUACCCAAACUCUGGCUAUUGAGAAAUGGUUUCUCUUUUACGAUCUCAGUACCCUCCUAUGAUAAUUCAACGAGAAAGAGUUCGAACUAUGCUGGCAGAAGUUGAUCCUGUUGGUACAGCUAAUCGCUUGGCACAAACUGUUAAACGUAGGGUGUAUGCCGUUCCAACGCCAAAUUCGUUGUGGCAUAUCGAUUCUAAUCAUAAGAUUAUCAGCAGGGUCGGAUCCAGCUAUAGGCGAGGUAGGCUAAAGCCUACAUUGUGAUGGAGCUAUUAAAAUCCUGCAUAUGAUAAUUCUAUGGAGAAGCAGCUCGUGAGAGAAUCGACAAGAAAUAUCCAUAGAUCGCGCGCGGUCAUCGUGUACGUGAAAAUGUUAUAGCCAGUGGCGCUUUGAAUCCCGUUUGUUUACGUUGUCUCGAUAAUCUAACAAUUUUUGUCUUUCCAAUCGAGACACGCCAAUCUGCCUUAGAAAAUCACUUGUCCUAAAACUCGCAAAUAGGCUAAAGUCUGGAUAGCUGUUUUUAGUAACCCAUGGCACACAGUUAUUUCAACGGGGAUUUCAAAUUCGCGAAAACACAGUCUAGUUGCCUACUACUUUUCACUCGCAAGUAGGCUGAAAUUCAACUCGCAAGUAGGCUCAGAGGACUGGUGACAAAACUCAAAUUCGGGUCAAAGUUCAGUGAGCCAGAGAAUAGAUGAUCAAACAUGGCUUCUAGAUACUGCUCAGAUAUGUGUGUUUCGUGAGAUUUGUGUUUCAGUUGAAAAUUCACAAUUGUAAAAUGAAAGAAGUUCAAAUGCUCAAACAAUGGAAACAAAAGUUCAAGGAUGGAAUUUUUUUAUACAUGGUUGUAUCAAUGGAUAUUCUCUCCUUAUUACGAAUCUUGACAUGACGACGGAUAAUACUGCUGUUACGGCAUACAACUGCUUUAUAAAAGGUGUGCAAGAGUAUGGGAUACCGUCAAGAAUUCGUAUGGACGGUGGUACAGAAUUUAAUCAUGUAGAAGACUUUAUGAACCAGGUAUCUGAUAGUAAACGGCGUAUAAGAGGCAAGUCAGUCCAUAACCAAAGAAUCGAACGGCUAUGGAGAGAUGUAUAUACAAAUGUUUUGUGUGCAUAUCGUGAAUUAUUUAAUCAAAUGGAGACUCUUAAUAUAUUGGACGUGAAAAAUGAUAUACACUUGUUUGCAUUACAUUAUGUUUUCAAACCGCGUAUUGCUGCCAGUUUGGAGGGUUGGAUAAGGGCACAUAAUGAACAUCUGCUUCGUUCGGAAAAUAGUUUUUCAAUUUGCAAUUGUGGCAUAAGGGUUGUAUACAGAAUAGAGAUGAAGACCUAACAUCCAUGAACAAUAUUUUCCGUAUAAGGAUAAUUACGGAUUUUCAGACAAACAAUUUGGUUGAACUGAAUUACAUUUGUAAUGUUUUAAGUCGCAUCCCUACACCUUUAAGAAAUACGCAGUUAAUCUAUUUAAAGACGAACACGUCACCUCUUGCUAAUUCAGGUUGCGUUGAAGGCUAACUUAAGUUUCGUUUAUUUCGCAGAAUCGUGUUUUUCUUUCUUUUGUGUGAAAUUUUCAAUCCUUCAAAUCUAAGUCUGCGAGUCCCGCGAAGUACGAGUAAAGUAUGUAAAAUAAGAUCUAUUAGCCUUCUACAUGAGAAUGAAAAUUACAAAGUGCACGCACAAUGAUAAACUCGACCAGUUUAGUCUUAAAAUUUAAAUUCUAGAGGUUUUGCUCCAGACAGACAGAGUAGAACAGGACUUCUGUAAAGGGUACAAGGGUUUCAACUGAUAUUCCUGAACCAAGGUACCCAAAAUGUCUAGCUGAGUCACCUCAAAAGAGGUCUGCGAACAGUCUUUAGCAGGAACUAGACAUUUCUUUCAUCCAUAACUUUUCAUAUGUCUUACUCUGUACGAUCUUGUGUGACUGGGGUAAGAAGUGGAGUCGUCACUCUCCAAAGAUAAGACCAGUGCAGUCAAACCCCCUUGGUUUAGACUAUUCGAUUACUAGAGUGAUCAGAAAUUGGAUCAAGAUACAGAUGAUUGAGUACAGGAAGCUGUGUUAAAGCGAAAGAAAGCAAAAGCAAGUUGUAAACUCGAAGAUAUUUCAGUAGAAUCAAAUUUAAACUUAGAUGUUGUACGUAAGUCUUUAUCACGUUUAGUUGAAGCAGGAAAGUUGACGAAGAGAUUGUAUCGGAGUAAUGACACCUACACACCGGUAGACCACAGUAGUAGCAAAACGUUGACAGUGAAUCAAUCUUGUAAAGAACCUAUUUAUGGUGAGAACAACGAGGGAAAUGUUUCAUACAAUGCUGGUGACGACGCCGUAGACUUCAGAAAAUUCGUGUUUGAUAAACUAGUUUCACUGCAACAUGAAAUUGAACAACUUAAGGAUAACACCCGUAUCAAAACAGACAGUUCUCAAGAAAUCAUCAAGGGCAAGGACGCUAUAAUUAAUUUGUUAAGGGAGGAAAACCGUUUUUUAAGACAGGAAAAUCUAGAACUCAUAAAAGUGUUACAAGCUGGUUCUCUACAUCAAAAUGACAAAACGAAUAUCCCUAUGGGAGAACAAAAAUUAAAACAUCAAAAAACAAUUAGCAACAAUAUAUCGAACUCUCCGCUGUUAAACGAUAAAGAACAAAAUAAAUCACAACCAAGGAACCCGGUAGGAGACCCGAAAAGUCAGAAUCAGAAGCGUAAAAAUAUUGAAUCAAGAAAUAAUGAAUCUAAAACCACCAACAACAACAUAAACAAUAAAAAACAUGUGAUGAUAAUUGGAGAUUCAAUGGUUAAAGAAAUAAAUCCACGGGGUAUUUCCCGCUAUCAUAAGGUCGACGUCAGAAGCCACUCUGGAGCUACAACAUCAGACUAAAUUGACCAUAUCAAACCUUAUGUUAGAAAGAAACCCGAUAUCAUAGUAAUUCAUAUCGGAACAAAUGACUUAACAAAUAAAGUUACCACACUGAAGAAAAUAAAGAACGUAAUAGCUGCUAUUCGAAAAAUUGACAGAGAUUAAAAUAUCGAGAUUAUAUUAUCAAGCAUAAUUGGAAGAAAAGAUCAAGAUCUAACGGCAGAAAUUAAGUCCGUGAAUGAAAAACUUAAAAGUUAUUGUGAAAGUAAAGGUAUGUUUUUCAUAGAAAAUGAUGAUAUUGAAGAAUCGUGUUUAAACAGAAGAAAGCUCCAUUUGAACAUGUAUGGAUACUCUGUGUUUGCUAAUAAUAUUAAUAAUUGUUUAAAUUCAUUAUGAAUAUGUAGAAAUAGUGAAUCUAAUCACUGAAUCUAAAUUAGAUGAAUAUUUGGUUACUUGAAUAUAAACUCAAUAAGAAAUAAGUUUGACAGUUUACGUGAAGUAAUUGGUGAAAACGUAGAUAUUUUAUUAAUUGCUGAGACGAAAAUUGACAUGUCUUUCCCAAGCACUCAGUUUGAAAUCCCUGGUUUUCACACACCUUAUCGCUUUGAUGUUAGUAACAAAAGUGGUGGUUUACUUAUCUACGCGAAAGCUAUUUUACCUACACGAGCCUUACUAAAAUAUAACAUACCUGCAGACAUUCAAGCUUUAACUAUUGAAAAUUAAUUUCAGGAAAGAAAAAUGGUUUGUUAUAUCUAUUUACAAACCUCCUUCUCAAAACAAUGGAUACUUCCUAAAAUUUACUUGAUCAUCAUCCACGAUAACUUUAUAUUGAUGGGAGAUUUUAAUCUAACACCAAACCAAGUAAAUAAAAAACUUUAUGUCUUCACAUAAUUUAGUCAACUUGAUUAAAGGCGACACAUGUUUUAAGGGCUUAGGCUCAAAAAUUGAUUUAAUCCCCACAAAUCGAAAGUAUUCGUUUAAAAAUACUACUUCUUAUGAAACUGAUAUCAGUGAUCAUCACCACAUGAUUUACUCAAUGUUGAAAACAUCAUUUCAGAAAGAAGAGGCUAAAAUUAUAACCUACAGGUGUUACAAGAAAUUUAAAGGAGUUUUUUCAGCAAGACUUAAAAAAUGCAAUGAAUAAUAGAGAUAAACAAUAUGAAACAUUCCAAACAAACUAUGUCACUGUGCUUGAUAAACAUGCUCCUAAUAAAAACCCACACAUAAACAAGGCGUUACGUCAGGCCAUUAUGAAACGUUCUCAAUUGAAAAAUCGUGUCAAAAAAACAAGAAACACGUCGGACAUUAUAAGCUUUAACAAACAACGUAACUAUGGGAUAAAACUUAACAAACUCGCUAAAUUAGACUACUUUAGUAAACUUGAUAUUCGUGAAAACACAAAGCCUUUCUGGCAAACAUGUAAACCAUAUUUUUCUAAUAAGCACGCACAGGGUGAUGCUAAUAUUAUAUUAAUUGAAAACGAUUAAAUUAUAAUGGAAAAUAAAGACAUUGCCGUAACUCAUUGGACCUUUA